AUGGACUCAUGCUUGAGUUUGCAGGUCACAUUGGCAUCUCAGGCCCCAAUGAUAGGAGCCAAGGAACCGCCCACUAUCCAUAUCACAGCAUCAGUUCACAAUGCGGCGGACUUCCCAGUUACCUUUCUCAAAUGGGCUACCCCGUUAGACCCGCAAGCCGGCGUCCUAGGCAUCUUUGAAAUUUGGGACACAAAAACACAUCAGACAAUACCGGCUCCUGUCAUCAAAGUAUCACGCAAGCUUCCUGCCUCUAGAGAUGAUCUGGUGGAAUUACUGCCACGUCAAACCUUGCAAACCACAAUCAACUUGCCAACGAUGAACCUUGACAAGGACAAUGAAUAUGCUAUCCGUGCCCGAGGUGUUUGGCAUGCUGUAUGGCCUACUGAAUUAGUGAAUAUCACUGCAUCACAAUUAGAGGAUACUCAGGGGGCAAGUCGUGGGGAGUUUCUUUCAAAUGACUCGCAUGUGAGGAUCGAGUAA
Messenger RNA from Penicillium antarcticum, 480 nucleotides. RefSeq lists its product as uncharacterized. The record is from RefSeq and is a predicted model, not a curated record. The transcript has a single exon. Bases 1 to 480 code for a protein of 159 amino acids. NCBI's taxonomy places the organism in Eukaryota, Fungi, Ascomycota, Eurotiomycetes, Eurotiales, Aspergillaceae.